UCUUGGGGGAUUUUUUAAAAAGCCACCUGCCAUCUAUCGUUUUGCUAUUAAUGCAGACAAGGAAAUACGGUAGUAAAUCCAUUUUUGCUAAGAUCCAUUUUUAGAAGUAAAAAAAUAAAUGAGAACGUGUUGGAGCUUCUUUGGAAGCUGCAUUCAUACAUUCAGCAAAAUGAGGAAAUAAUUGUGAUGAUUCCCCAAGUCAAACGCUAUUGUUACCGUUUUCUUUUUUCACUUCAUCUUUUUGGAAUGCUGGUAAGAUGAGGUUUGCCAUAUAAAUAUGGUAUGAAGACACAGAAGAGCAGCACAAACAAUUCAGAGAAAUCCAAGUCUUCCUGCUGCCAAGAUGAAUAUUUUCAAGGCAAUCUUACCAGAGGUUAGGGAGAUUUUAUCAAAUGCUUCCGCCCUGCAGGUUCAAACUUUCCUGGAAUACAUGUUGGGGGAAGGAAUCAUAUCAAACGAAUAUUAUCAGACGUUACUUUAUGAAAAGGACACUGAUGAUUUAGCAAGGAAGAUUGCUCUGACCCUUCUUGGAAAACAGGCUGAGCAACUGAAUUCCACAGGCCUGUCCUGUUUACAGCUUUCUGGCAAUCCUAGAGGAAAUGCUAAGAAUGGAGCAGUCUCACUGAGGACUAGAAACUUGACUGAUGAUGUGACACCCGCAAGGAUCCCGCCAGAGACCCUCUGCGAGGUCCACCCUUCAUUUCUGGGCAAGCUGACGGAAGAGAUGGCCGAGGCUCCUCCAGUUCAAGCCACUGAGGUGAUCAGCGACGAUCAAGACAACCCCGAGGUGUUUUACACUGUGGAACGGGAUGAAAGCGGAGAAGUUGUCUGCCUGUGCUCCGAUAUGGGGGAGGCCUAUGACAAAAUCGCUGCACUGGCUGAAUACUUACUAAAAGACCAGCAAGACGCCCCGGUGGACGAGCACUUUGAGAGCCUCUUUUCGGAUGUCGCAGCUGCUGAAGGCUCCAGGGGCUGCACAGAGGCCCCAGAUGCCAAGCGCCAAAAGCUGGCUCUCUCGCCGGCUCUGUGCAUUGUGAGCGGGGACCCCGUCACCGUCCCUCUGAGCCCCGACCAGGAGGGCACCAUCUCUCCGUCCGACUUCCGCGUGCAAAUUUUGGUGGCCGCUGUUGGCCCUGCGGGGAAACCUCCUGAAGCGUUCGGAUCUUCUGCAAAUCCGGAGCUCUGGUGCUUCCCGCGACAUAUGAGCAAUAUCCAGAUGAUCUUCACCUUUGAAAAUGCCCAGGACCCCCCCUUGCCUCCUGGGCCACCAACUUCCCCAGAGCUGGUGAGGGCCUUCUGCAAGCGGAUGAAAGACCAUUUCCGGAGAGAGUGCCAGUCAGGGCCUCGGCAGCUCCUGGGAGAUCUUUACCUUGACGGGGACUUGGUGCAGCAUCGCCCAGACAGUAGGAGUGGGAGGAGUGCGGACCUGAGGUUCUGCAACCCAGGAGAGAAGUGGGAGGCCCCCGUGGAGAGAAGCAAGCUAUUCCAGAUGCCUGGGAAAAAUGACCUGGGCAGCAGAGUCAUUGUGGUCUUGGGGAAGGCAGGCAUGGGGAAAAGUCUUCUGGUCCAGAAGAUCUGCCUGGACUGGGCCAAUGGCCAGAUAGCCCAAUUUGACUUUGUUUUCCAAUUUGAUUGCCGGAGGCUGACCCUUCUCCAUGGGACCUACCAUGACCUCAAACCCCUGCUCUUGGACUCCCUGGGUGGGCUCUGCGAGGGAGUGGAUGAAGUCUAUGAGCUCAUGUUGAAGAACCCAGAAAGAGUCCUCCUCCUUUUUGACGGUGUGGGAGAACUGAAGGAUCCAGAUGGCUUUCCGUCUGGUUCAGGGAGCCCGUCCCACAGGAAAGCUCACGGCAUUGGCAUCAUCUUGGCCGCCCUUUUCCAGAAGAAGUUACUCAAUGGCUGCACUUUGUUAUUAACGGCACGGCCCAAAGCAAGGCUUCCCCAGUAUUUCCCUCGGGUGGACACAGUCCUGGAAGUCGUGGGCUUCUCUGUGGAGCAGGCAUCGCUCUACCUUGCCCGCUACUUUGAAGGCUCCUCCCACUGGGAUCAGAAGGUGAACCUGAUCAAAACCUCUCCUUACCUGUUCAGUCACUGUUACAAUCCUGGCCUCUGCCAGUUUAUUUGCGGGGCUAUAUUUGAAAUGAGAGGUGAAGAGCUGCCUUCCACUCUUACCGGCCUCUUCGUUAGGUUCCUUCUCCACAAGUUGGCAAGUUCAAGAGCAAACAGCGCGGCCUCAGACUAUCAGAACAUCACUGCCUUAGCUGAGGUCUCUUGGUCUCUUGGUCAACGUUGCCAAAAUGCCCUCUUGAGCGAUCAGUUCCCUUCCGUUGAUGUAAAGGAGUUUGCUCUGAAGACUGGGCUCAUGGUGGAGGAGCGGGGUGUAUAUGUGUUUUCCAACUUCGGGAUCCAAAAUUUCUUGGUGGCCCUGCAUUUGACUCUUGCCAAAGAGAUCAAGGGCAAAAAACUCACCAAAUACCUUGGCUUGGGGUCCAAGUCCAGGAAAUUCCUCUCUUCAUGGGGCCUGGUGCCCCAUUUCUUGUCUGGCUUACUGUUCUUUAAGGAUGACCUCAGCAGUUCCUUCCUUUUUGGCAAGGAAGGUGAGCUAGAUACAGAGAAGAUGAUCACCAAGAAGCAGAGAAGUCUUUCGAGAUUCAUCCGGAAAGUUUCCAUUAGGGAUUUAAGACCAGACAAACUACUGGAGCUUCUCCACUGUGUCCAUGAAACAGAAGACCAAUACCUCUUGAACCAUUUGGUCCUGGAGCUCAGGCCAGACCUCUCUUUCUUGGGCUCUCCACUCACUCCAUCUGAUGUCGAUGUCCUGCACUCUGUGUUGAGAAGGUCCUCCAAGGAGUUCGCUUUAGACCUGAGGGGGAGUUGCCUUCACUUGGAUGGACUCAGGAGGCUUAUUGACUUGAAGAAUGUCACAAAGUUCAGGGUGCCCCUCGAUGAGGCUGUUGAGCUCUGGAGGCACCUGUGGGAAAUCAAGGAGAGGAAACCCCUGCAGACAGCCAUGGAGAAAUUCCUUGUGGUGUCCUUCAGAGCCAAGACAAUGAAGGACGUGGACUCGCUUCUCAGUCUGGUGCAGCUGCAGAGAGAAAUGGUGGAAAGCAGGGAGGACUCAGGGGGUUCCAGCAGCCAUCUCAUUCCAGCCAUCGCUGGGCUCCUGCAACUAGAAUUCAGCCUCGGGCCCAGCUGUGCCCUGGAGGGUUUCCAAAAGUUGGCGGAGUCUCUGGUUGCCUUUCCAGCUCUUCGGCAUUUGGACUUGGAUUCCCCCGAAGAAAAUGAAAUUGGAGACGAAGGGAUGAAGUUCCUCAGCUGCAUCCUUCCGUGCUUGGCGUCUCUGGAAAUGCUGAACUUGUCCCGGAACAAGAUCACGGAUCUGGGCACAGAGCCGCUGGCCAGAGCCCUGCCGUCCCUGCCUCUGCUGAAGACACUCAGCUUGUACAAAAACAACAUCGGGGAUGCCGGAGCGGAGCGUUUUGCCGAGAUGCUCCCCCAGAUGAGCGCCCUGCGGGUGUUGGACCUGCACUGCAACACGAUUUCUGCCGCCGGAGCCCAGCGUCUGACGGACCGCUUGAGGAGAUGCCCCCGCAUUCAGAGCGUGGCGCUGUGGAACCCAACUAUCCCUCACGGGGUUCUUGACCACCUGCAGCAGCUGGACUCUCGAAUCAGAAGAUUUUAGAGGCAGAUGCGGACUGAUAGGUUUGGACUCUGACGCGGGCGGGUGUCUUCAAGCGACGUUUAGGAGCUUCUGUGGUUCCACAUUCCGCCUAUUAAAUGCUCCUCACUGUGGAACGUGUGCUGAAUUACCCUCUUCCCAGUCAUCAGCCUCUCAAAAUGGGGGCUGGCGCUGUUGGUCCCCCUGCUUUUGAAACUACCAUAAAUCACCAGAAGCUAUUUAUGGUUGUCGGCGUGUUGAACCCUUUCAUCUGGCCUGUGACAAAAAUCUCUUUCAGUUAAUUUCAUCAAGGUAACUGAUGAAUAAGCACUUUGAAUUAAAAUGGUGCCCCCGAUCAAUCCAUCAGGCUGAAGAGUCACUCCCCCGCCUCACGUCUUACUUCUAAUCCUAGAGCUAGGAACCUUCGGGUGGCGAUCGCGUGACUUUAAAGGAGGCCUCUCCCCUGUUUUCUCUCACACAGGAGGAAAUUUUGCUGCUAAGCUAAAGCCGGGUGACCCAUAAAGGCUGCUUUUUUUCUGUCCAUGAAUAUAACCACCCAAAAGUACCCUCCGGGGUAGCUGGACUAUAGGUCCUACGUUUUGCGAUGUUGGUGAAGGCAAGUGGAAGAAUGUCAUAAAAAUGGUGCGCGCGCGCGGGCAUAGAUGGAUGUGUGCUUCCGUUCUUGCUCAAGCAGAAGUACCUGUGGAGAAUAAGCCACUGACUUUUUUUUACUUCUGGUGCUUCCUGGAUAAACUCAGCUACCUUUGAGCACUGACACCUUUCUGAAGUACUUCUGUGUGAAUUCAGAAGAUCGGCCGCUCGCAGCUUGCUGGAAGUGUGGAGAAAUAACGUCUUGGAACUGACGCGCGAGCAGGCAAGGCAGAACUGGAAUCCUGAGCACACAAGAGGUCAUUUAGCAACUGGGGAGGGUGCCUCUGUGCCUAUAAGCUUUUUUCUACACGCCAACUUACGGGAGUUAACUCUAAUGUACAGUUUUCAGAUCCUCAGGAACUGUCAUUAAACCUUUUUCUAGAAGUGUCUGACUUGAUUUUGGAAAAUGGGGAUAUUUAUGGAGUCUUGGAUUAAAAAUUCGGGGGAGCUGUUAAACGAGCAGUUUUGCACUGAUUUUGUACAAUGCAUCCUUCCCUUUAG
This is a messenger RNA of Python bivittatus (Burmese python), 4810 nucleotides long. It is a transcript of the gene CIITA, whose product is annotated as class II major histocompatibility complex transactivator. Gene Ontology annotation, molecular function: protein binding; ATP binding. Lineage: Eukaryota; Metazoa; Chordata; Lepidosauria; Squamata; Pythonidae. The record is from RefSeq and is a predicted model, not a curated record. Gene Ontology annotation, biological process: positive regulation of MHC class I biosynthetic process; positive regulation of MHC class II biosynthetic process; positive regulation of transcription by RNA polymerase II.